Messenger RNA from Drosophila takahashii, 584 nucleotides. RefSeq lists its product as uncharacterized. The record is from RefSeq and is a predicted model, not a curated record. NCBI's taxonomy places the organism in Eukaryota, Metazoa, Arthropoda, Insecta, Diptera, Drosophilidae.
CUGACUUUUCUUUGACAAGUAGGCCACGAAAUAAUUUUUCUCCUUUCACUGCAGUUGAACAAAAUUACUGAAACCAAGGACGGCCAGGAUCUACGGAACAUUCUUGAGCAUGCCUCCCAGCGUAUUUUGCAUCCUAAUUUGGCGCCUGACAGUGCAAAUUCUCUAUCCCGACGGAUACAUGGGCUGUUCGCUGCAGGAAGCGCUGCACAAUGAGCAUCUGAUUUGGAGCAAAGGGGAUAGCAUGGAGGUCCAGGUGAAAAUGCUGAUGAGGGACUCCUUCCGGACCACGCUGAUGCUCGUGAUAUUGAUAGAGAUGAUGAACACGUUGGACGCAUUCAUGAAUAUUCCGAUUCCCAGGGUCAGGGUCAUUAGACUUUAGUCUCGGGUCUGAACUCUGUCCCUGUUUAUUGCUCUCCUUCAUCGGUUUAUAUUGCCCCAUCAAAACAACAGAGCUCAAAUAAUUUCGUCUUGGGGUAGGACCGCCAUUGUGCCAACGUUCGUCGACGUUGUUCGUCGUCGCUGCCCAUUUAAUCAGUAAAUUGUAUUUUUAAAAAUGUUAUUAAACAAUAUUUGCCUUAGCAAAA